This is a messenger RNA of Dreissena polymorpha, 4375 nucleotides long. RefSeq lists its product as uncharacterized. Gene Ontology annotation, biological process: positive regulation of DNA-templated transcription. NCBI's taxonomy places the organism in Eukaryota, Metazoa, Mollusca, Bivalvia, Myida, Dreissenidae. The coding region runs from base 1822 to 4164 and encodes 780 amino acids. The transcript is spliced from 16 exons. Gene Ontology annotation, molecular function: ubiquitin-protein transferase activity; zinc ion binding. Gene Ontology annotation, cellular component: chromatin; nucleoplasm. The record is from RefSeq and is a predicted model, not a curated record.
ACCCCGGGCCAGACUGACACUUUCCGGAGCCUGCCCUAGACGGAACUCGAGCCGAGGAAUCAUAGGUCCAGGCGGUGUCGAAAUGGGUCUAUAGCUCUGCCUGAACUGUCGUCCAAUUGGUUUACAAGUCCGGCUGAAGUGACAGGCCAUCAAAAACUGUACAGUGUGACUGAUUCGGAGACGGCCCUCAACACUCGCCCAGUCGUGUCGAGAGGAUCGGUGUCUUUGCAGAUUACACGGAAUUGAGCACCCGGGCCAGACUGACACUUUCCGGAGCCUGCCCUAGACGGAACUCGAGCCGAGGAAUCAUAGGUCCAGGCGGUGUCGAAAUGGGUCUAUAGCUCUGCCUGAACUGUCGUCCAAUUGGUUUACAAGUCCGGCUGAAGUGACAGGCCAUCAAAAACUGUACAGUGUGACUGAUUCGGAGACGGCCCUCAACACUCGCCCAGUCGUGUCGAGAGGAUCGGUGUCUUUGCAGAUUACACGGAAUUGAGCACCCGGGCCAGACUGACACUUUCCGGAGCCUGCCCUAGACGGAACUCGAGCCGAGGAAUCAUAGGUCCAGGCGGUGUCGAAAUGGGUCUAUAGCUCUGCCUGAACUGUCGUCCAAUUGGUUUACAAGUCCGGCUGAAGUGACAGGCCAUCAAAAACUGUACAGUGUGACUGAUUCGGAGACGGCCCUCAACACUCGCCCAGUCGUGUCGAGAGGAUCGGUGUCUUUGCAGAUUACACGGAAUUGAGCACCCGGGCCAGACUGACACUUUCCGGAGCCUGCCCUAGACGGAACUCGAGCCGAGGAAUCAUAGGUCCAGGCGGUGUCGAAAUGGGUCUAUAGCUCUGCCUGAACUGUCGUCCAAUUGGUUUACAAGUCCGGCUGAAGUGACAGGCCAUCAAAAACUGUACAGUGUGACUGAUUCGGAGACGGCCCUCAACACUCGCCCAGUCGUGUCGAGAGGAUCGGUGUCUUUGCAGAUUACACGGAAUUGAGCACCCGGGCCAGACUGACACUUUCCGGAGCCUGCCCUAGACGGAACUCGAGCCGAGGAAUCAUAGGUCCAGGCGGUGUCGAAAUGGGUCUAUAGCUCUGCCUGAACUGUCGUCCAAUUGGUUUACAAGUCCGGCUGAAGUGACAGGCCAUCAAAAACUGUACAGUGUGACUGAUUCGGAGACGGCCCUCAACACUCGCCCAGUCGUGUCGAGAGGAUCGGUGUCUUUGCAGAUUACACGGAAUUGAGCACCCGGGCCAGACUGACACUUUCCGGAGCCUGCCCUAGACGGAACUCGAGCCGAGGAAUCAUAGGUCCAGGCGGUGUCGAAAUGGGUCUAUAGCUCUGCCUGAACUGUCGUCCAAUUGGUUUACAAGUCCGGCUGAAGUGACAGGCCAUCAAAAACUGUACAGUGUGACUGAUUCGGAGACGGCCCUCAACACUCGCCCAGUCGUGUCGAGAGGAUCGGUGUCUUUGCAGAUUACACGGAAUUGAGCACCCGGGCCAGACUGACACUUUCCGGAGCCUGCCCUAGACGGAACUCGAGCCGAGGAAUCAUAGGUCCAGGCGGUGUCGAAAUGGGUCUAUAGCUCUGCCUGAACUGUCGUCCAAUUGGUUUACAAGUCCGGCUGAAGUGACAGGCCAUCAAAAACUGUACAGUGUGACUGAUUCGGAGACGGCCCUCAACACUCGCCCAGUCGUGUCGAGAGGAUCGGUGUCUUUGCAGAUUACACGGAAUUGAGCACCCGGGCCAGACUGACACUUUCCGGAGCCUGCCCUAGACGGAACUCGAGCCGAGGAAUCAUAGGUCCAGUAUAAGAGGUGAACAGUGAGAAUGCAGCAACCGGCAUAUAAGUUCGACGAGGAUUCAAUAAAGUGCCCAAUGUGUUCGAAGCAUUUCGUGAAUCCCCGUUUACUUCCGUGUCUUCAUUCGUUCUGCAAGAACUGUCUCAUCACGCACAUCCAAAAUGGCGGACAAAAUUCAGACCGGAAGUUGAAAGACCCGCGCGCUAGUCCAACAAAGGUGACUAAUACUACGGGUGAUCAUUCUCCCCAAACUUCUGAAAAAGAAGGGAGCACUUUGAAAGCUGGAAGUAGCGAAAAGGGAAAACCAGGCCCGCGCAGCAAAUCUCCGCAGAUUUCUGCAUCUGGGACGCAGGAAAAUCAUGCAAAGGAAGAUAAACCCCCAAACCUACUUUCUAAGCCUACCGAAACGCGCGACUCUAACAAUAGAGGUUUGCAAAAUACAAAAGCCUCUGGUGCGCUGCAGCCAACUGGGACAAAAUAUACCACGGGCGACAAGGGAUUUCCGUGUCCCUGUUGCAAAAAGUUCACGACAACUCCACAGCUCCCGAAGACGAGUCCUGAUAAAUGGUCUGACUUGUUUCCAGAGAACAAUAUGUUGGCGGACCUUGUCGAUUUACAUUCCCUGAAACUCGGUACUCGAGUAUGCGAUCCGUGCAAGCGGAACCAGACAACCAGCCAGGUGACAUCGUAUUGCAAGAACUGCCACGAUGCCCUGUGUGCCUCCUGCGCGUUGACGCACAAGGGCCUUCGGUCGUGCCGCACUCAUAAGGUCCUUAGCACGGCACAAUUCGCAGAGGCGAUAAACUCGCUGAAAGUUGAAGAAGAGUUUUGUUCGACACACGAAGGGAAAUUGCUCGAAAAGUUCUGCCAGAGUCACGCCGUGCUGUGUUGUACCCAGUGCAUUACCGACAGCCACCGCCACUGCGAGAAGACGGCCUCUGUCGCAGAUGUUGUCCAGAAGGCACACGAUAUCGGGGAAGUCACGUCUUUACAGACAGUCCUCGAUAAGUACAGGGACCAUGUGGAUGUCGUCUUGAAAGACAGAACGGGACUGGUCAAAAGGUUGGACGCAAAGAAAGGAAAACUGUUGAACGAGUUCGUGAAAGUUAAGAGCCAUAUUGUAUCUCAGCUCGAGAAAAUGGAAAAGGACCUGAAAACGAUUCUGGAUGCUACGCACAAACAACAGGCGAUGAAAAUACAACAGGAGGCCAGCAAGUGUCGGGAUAUACAGUCAGGUAUUGUGAACACACGCCGAUACCUACAAAUAGCCGACCAGCACGGUUCCAAUUCGCAGAUCAUCGCCACGAUUGAAAAGGUCAAGGCCGAAUGCGAAUACUACGAGGAGAGUAUAAACAUCCUCUGCUCCCGUUUGCGAGUGGUCGACUAUGACAUCGCACUAGACAACUCCUUGCAACAGGUCAUGAAGAGACUCAACCAGUUUGGGCGCAUUGACGUCAAUACGACCCCGACUAAUCUUCCUGCGCCGCCCAAACUUGCGGCGACACUGGGGCUGCAGAGUUUUAGUACGAAAGCAAAGGCCGUCAAGCCAAUGUAUACGUUGUCUGGACGAAAUGCCAACGAAAUUGGAGAGUUCUGCGCUCGCUUUGAAGACGAUGAUCAAGAUUGCUGGUUAACGGGGGCGCUUUUUCUUGCAGACGGCCAUAUACUACUGGCGGACAGGACAAACCGGAAGUUGAAAUUAUUUACGAGUAGUUUUAGCCCUGUGAUGCAGCUGGCGUUGUCUUCAAAACCAUGGGAUGUGACGGGAACGUCCGACAGGGAGGUGGCCGUAUCGCUACCAGCUGAGUGCAGGAUCCAGUUUGUAGCCGUCGAAGGCAGCAGCCUGGUUCCCAUUCGAACGAUAUCAACUGACGAGCCGUGUUUCGGAGUUUGCUACGCGGACGGCAAAAUCCUCACGGUGACGUAUGACGGUGAUCCGCCAAACUUAAAGGUUCUGUCCACCACGGGCAAGGAACUUACCUACGUUUGCGUAGACGACGACGGGUUUCCGCUGUUUUCGAAACCCGUUUACGUUACAUGCACGCCAAAAGCGGAACAGAUUUACGUCUCGGAUGAGCGACUUGGCUGUGUUGUAAUCCUAAAGGAAACUGGUGAACUGAAUUUCGCUUAUUCCGCAAUGGACUUGGGGAACGCCGCUGGGUUGGCUAUUGACACGGAGGGCAAUAUUUACGUUUGCGGAGCCAAUUCGAACAGCGUUCAUGUGGUGUCACCGAGUGGCGAGCGCGUCAAAGUGCUUGUGACGGGCGAUAACAUUUCGUACCCUCGUGCUGUCGCGUACAACGCGCGAGAAAAGAAACUCCUCGUCACCCAGGGCGACCAAGACUACGUGAAAGUGUAUAAUCUUGCUUAACAUCAGAAAAAUUCGUGUUGAUAUAUUGUUAUAUGUAAAUAACUAUCUUUGAACUCAUACUAGCUGUGAGCAGCUUUGACUUCGUGUGCAUCAACACACACCGUAAUACUGUUUACAUCCGUUGUGUACCGGUAAUGCUUCGAAGGGAGAUUAAGAUACUUAGAAAAUAUAAAUAACGUCCACAUAUUGAUUUUAUAUUUAUCAUAUUUAU